Molecule: messenger RNA, 2709 nt
Organism: Fundulus heteroclitus (mummichog)
Lineage: Eukaryota; Metazoa; Chordata; Actinopteri; Cyprinodontiformes; Fundulidae
Gene: mthfsd
Product: methenyltetrahydrofolate synthetase domain containing
Exons: 8
Coding region: 43-1557 (504 amino acids)
Cellular component (GO): cytoplasm
Molecular function (GO): RNA binding
Source: RefSeq, a predicted model, not a curated record
CCGCCGUAGCAGCGAUAAACACUGACAAGCAGCUGUUUCUGCAUGUUAGUGCUCACGUGGAAGAUUUCCCUGCGCAGGUCAGUGUUGAAGCAGCAGCUCGUUUCUAACGCCAGCAACAUCAUGGAGCCUGUCAUCAGAAUAAACCCAGGAGCGUCGAAGUGGGACAUCCGUCAGAGGGUGUGGGACUACAUAGAGGACAAGAAUCUGGCCAACUUCCCCAGGCCCGUCCACAACAGAAUCCCAAACUUUAAGGGGGCUUUCGGAGCCUGCAGCAAAGUGGCAGACUUGCAGGCUUUUGCCCAGACCGUUGAGGUGAAGGUGGAUCCUGACAAACCUCUGGAGGGUGCUCGGUUCGCGGUGCUGCAGGCACAGAAAACCCUGUUGGUUCCGACUCCUCGCCUGCGCUCUGGCCUCUUCAACAAGAUCACUCCCCAGCCGGGCGCAAACAAGGAGCAGCUGCGUGUUUGCUCUUCUUCUCAGGGUGUGAAAGACUUCAGCGUUCCUGUUGACCUGGAUGCAAAGGUCAAGGUCGACUUGGUGGUCGUUGGCUCCGUGGCGGUUUCUGAGACAGGCUGUCGGAUUGGAAAGGGAGAGGGUUUUGCUGAUAUGGAGUGGGCCAUGAUGGCUUCAAUGGGAGCCGUGGAUGAAUCCACCGUGGUUGUCACUGUUGUCCACGACUGCCAGGUGCUGGAUGUUCCAGAGGAGCUCAUAGGCAGCCAUGACCUGACUGUGGAUUACAUCCUCACACCAACCAGAGUCAUUAAAACUGAAUGCAAGCUGCCCAAACCGCAGGGAAUCAUCUGGUCUAAGCUGGAUGCAGAGAAGCUGGAGAAAAUUCCCAUCCUGAAGAAGCUGCGUGCUCUGGAGGAACAGGCUGGGAAGGAUGUGACUCUGGGGACGGCGUCGCAUGCGGCAGAGCCUGGCCUGCAGGCCAAUCAACCAAAGAGACAACCCAGACGGAGGCCGAGGCGGAACGCGCAACAGGAUACCGAGGGAGAAGCCGGCCAGGAAUCCAGACGGGAGAAGAAAGGAGAAGGAGAACAGAGAGGCAGACAGCAGCCAGCCAGAGUCCGGAAAGAGAGCAGGGGAAGUGGCAGAGGAGAUGAGGAGGGAGACGCUGGCAGGCUGGCGAAGGGCAGGAGCAGGAGGGCGGUGAGGGAGCAGGGCCCCGAGGAAGGCGGAGGCGAAGCGGCGAGCCAGCGGAAGCUCCCCCAAAGCCUGACCACCGUCUACCUGGGAGGAAUCCCGGCCGGCCUGCGCGUCAGCGAGCUGAAAGCCGCCCUGCGGGAGAGGAAGGCCGCCCCGCUGAGGCUCACCUGGCAGGGAGCUCAGCACAGAGCCUUCCUGGACUACAGCGACCCUCAGGUGGCCGACCAGGCCCUGGAGGCGCUGCAGGGGCUCUGCCUGAACGACCACAGCCUGCAGGCCGAGCUGGCCAAGAGCCAGCGGGGACAGAAGAGGCCCGGACAGAGACAGAAACCAUCUGUGGCCGCGGCGACGUCAAAAGCGUCCCCGCCAGAUACUAAAAGUGACACGGCCCAGGAGGCUGAGCAGUAACAGCGACAGGGCAGCGCACCGUUAGCAAAUACCUUCGUAUCCAUGCACGUUUAAUACCUUUUUAGAAGUGUUCAGCAGCUCUCUUGUUUUUAAUCGUCGCAAAUGAAAUCUGUUACAUCGACUCAAUGUUCUUAGUAGUUUUCCAGCAAAAAAAAAACUAGACUUGAAGGUGUGAGGAAAGUAAACUUAGAGUAGGAAACAUUUCCUGAAAUGUAUUUGUUGUAACAUUUGGAAGAAAAAAAAAAAAAGCUUAAAAAUUCCCAGAUGUGCCUUGCCCUGUUUACACCCAACUCUGGCUCCAUGUGUUUGGACGAUCCUCCUUCCUGAAGGUCUAUUUUGUGUAAUUUCUUGCUGCACGCCAUGAUGUUUCUGUUGCUUUUUGUUCUAAUGUAUGGACACCCUAAAUACUUUUUUUUUUUUUUUUUUUUUUUUUUUUUUUUUCAUAACCAAGCUCCACCAGCUAUGAGACAGUUGUAGUUAGAUCUGGUAGUCUGCUGGAAAUAAAAAAAAAAAACAAAUUGUGUGCAAGGGCACCACCGUCUGGCAAUUUAAACAAUGUAAUGGUAUGGAUAAUGGGCGCAUGAGACCCUGCAGUAACAUAAAAAAAAAACAACUUUAAGAAAAUUUACAGGCACAUUAAGGCUAGAUCAUUUAUCAUUUAGCCAUUCUUUUUCAGUACACUUGCAUUUUAUUAUUUUUGCAUCAAAUUUUAGACUAAGAUUACAAUGCAAACCACUGAACUACGUGUUUCCCAGUGGGAAAACAUGGAAAGUCAAACUUUUUUUGUUCUAUUUUUAGCUCAGAUAUAAUAAAAAGUAAGUUUAGAUAGCCCUUUUUGUGAUAUUUAACCUGCAAAAUCCAGGUUUUAUAGUUUGAGUGUAAGAUCAUUAUUUCAUGUAUGUUUUCUUUUAAUCUGUGUAAAUCCGAAGCAUUAAGGUAGAAUUGUUUCUUUUACACAUUUGUUUUGAAUAUUUUAUUUAAACAGCGCUGAUUUGAACUUUUUUUUUUUUUUUUUUUUACUGUGACGAACUGAUCGGAUCCUCUGUUUAAUUAAGCGGUUUAACUCUGUCGAAGCAUUUAGUCAUAACUAGUCAUAAUUUGUAUCUUUUUGAUUUUCUUCUCUCUUUCAAAUAAACCAUUGCAUCACACACA